GGUCAUCGUUACUCUCUUGUUGCGUGCUCAGGCAUACAUGCAUCUGCUACAGAGCUGUGAAUACAUGUGCAGUAUUUAGUAUAAUGGAUAGAAUACUUUUAAACGUCAGUAUUAUACUGACGAUUUGUUUUUUCGGGCUUAGUCAAUCUUUUGACGGUGAUUGUGCAUUACAUUUAACUGGACCAGGAAGAACUAGCUUUUUUGACUUUAACAGUAAUACACUGAGAGGAGGACCGCACGGAUUCGGUCAACCUGGUCAAUGCAUCACUUAUGAAGCGAUCAAUCAAGCUUACAUAGAUGCCAGGAAACGUAUUAACGUCGUGUCGGACAACAAAGAAAAAUACACUGCCGAAGAAAUAGCUUCCGUUGGCGAACUGCUUUUAGACAUUUCCAUUCAACUAACAAAAAACUACGGACUUUCGUAUGAAGAAGUGGAAAAAGGCUUGCCCCAAAUCGACACCUCGCGCACCCUGAUCAAAGAGAUAUGUCCCGCUUUCUUGUCCAACGUCGAGUGCAGACCCGGCAAGUAUAGAAGAUAUGACGGGCUAUGCAAUAACGUGAAACACCCUACGUGGGGCGCCACUAACACGCCGUUCUCCAGGCUGGUCGGUCCGCUCUUUUCCGACGGCAUGAGCGCGCCAAAAGUCAGCAUGCUUAGCAGUAAGCGACUGCCGCCUGCCAGAGUGGUAUCCCGUACAAUGCACCCCGACGAAGGUUACCAUGAACACGCGGCCACGCUCAUGUUGGUGGCUUUCGGUCAGUUUUUGGACCAUGAUUUCACGCUGAUGGGGACGCCCUCAGACCCGAUAACCAAGAAUGAACCCGAAGAAUGUUGCAACCGACCUCCACACUUGAAAAAUCCUUACUGUAACGAAAUAGUCAUACCGGAUGACGAUUACUUUUUCAAAAAAUUUAAAGUCAAAUGUUUGGAUUUCGUAAGAGCUUUCCCUUCCGUCAGACCAGGAUGUCGUCUAGGUUCAAGAGUACCUUUCAACACUUUAACAGGCGUACUCGACGCUAACACCGUAUACGGUGUCACCGAAGAUUAUGCUAGACAUUUGAGAACCGGUUACCGUGGUUUGUUAAGAAUGAAUCCAGCAUUUUCUGAGUUUGGUUUAAAAGAUUUGCUACCAAUGAGAACUAUAGAUCCCGAUGAAGGGUGCACCAGAGUUAAUCGAUCACAGUUCUGUUUCGACGCAGGCGAAGUACGCGUUAAUGAACAACUCGUAUUGGCAUCCAUGCACACAUUGUGGGCUAGAGAACAUAAUAGAAUAGCCCAGGAGUUGGGUCAGAUUAAUCCACAUUGGGACGACGAAACUGUUUUCCAAGAGAGCAGACGUAUUGUUAUUGCAAAAAUUCAACAUGUAACAUAUAAUGAAUUCUUGCCAACCUUACUCGGAAAGGGAGUCAUGGAAAAGUUUGGACUUCUUCUCCAAAAAGAAGGUUAUUGGGAUGGUUACGAUCCUGAGGUCAAUCCUAAUAUACUUUCUGAGUUUUCAUCAGCCGCCUUUAGAAUUGGACACACGUUUUUACCGAGUUCCGUUGAAAGAUGGAGCAAGGCACACAAGUUUAUUGCAUCAAAAAAAUUAUCCGAUUUGAUUCGUCGACCGUAUGACUUGUAUAGAGCUGGAGUUUUUGAUGAGUACAUAAUGGGAUUGGCAAAUCAAGUUGCCCAGGCCAUGGACGACUCUAUCACUCAAGAAGUAACAAAUAAAUUAUUGAAGAAACCAGGUCAGCAGUUUGGUUUUGAUCUGGUAUCAUUUAAUAUACAAAGAGGACGUGAUUUCGGAUUGCCAGGAUUUAUGGAAUACAGGAAGUUUUGUGGUCUUCCCGCGUCAGAUUCUUUCGACGGGUUAUCUGGAGCCAUGCCAAAUUCGACGGUCAAUAGAUAUUCGACCCUAUACGAUUCGCCGGAUGACGUAGACCUGUGGUCUGGAGGAGUGUCCGAAAAACCAUUGCCAGGAAGCAUGGCUGGUCCUGUAUUCUCUUGUAUAUUGGCCACGCAGUUUAGCUACGCCAGAAGGGGAGAUCGUUUUUGGUACGAAUUGCCAAACCAGCCGUCCUCAUUCACACCAGAACAACUUCACGAGAUUCGUAAAACUAGAUUGGCUCGAGUAAUAUGCGACAACACCGAUUUAAUCGAUACCAUUCAGCUUUGGCCAAUUGUUCUGCCAGAUCACGAAAUAAAUCCUCGGGUGCCUUGUCGAAGUGGAAUAAUCCCUUCGACAGACCUAAGAAAAUGGGCUGACUCACCAGUUUCGGCUUCUCAUGUGGACCCAUUUAUUUUUGAGCAUCCGCCAGUAACAAUAUUUUGAGGAACAACACUUGAAAUAAAAAUAAUCAAAGAAAAUUGGUUUUGAACCAAAUCACUAUUAUCUUAUAGUUGUUGAAACAUCCACGACUUCUUGUUUUUAUUGCUACCAAAAACGAGGUAAAUUCAAAAUAAAACAAAAGAUGGUAUGUAAAUAUUUUUUGAACAUCUGUUUAUUGAGUUAAAUUCAACAUACUAUUAUAAUAUUGAUGAGUAAACAUAUGUUUCGUUUUUUUAAAUGCUUUAAAAUGUUGAUAAAGUUAUACGAUUUUUAUUUUAUUUGUUAUUUUGUUAAAUGUAGAAAUUUGUAUAAUAUUACAAUAUCAUAC
Molecule: messenger RNA, 2640 nt
Organism: Adelges cooleyi (spruce gall adelgid)
Lineage: Eukaryota; Metazoa; Arthropoda; Insecta; Hemiptera; Adelgidae
Gene: cysu
Product: peroxidase
Exons: 15
Coding region: 84-2315 (743 amino acids)
Biological process (GO): response to oxidative stress
Molecular function (GO): peroxidase activity; heme binding
Source: RefSeq, a predicted model, not a curated record